CUUGUUUCUUCCUCACCUUCUCUGAGGACUGAGGAAACGCUGGGUGAACUUUGCCCGAUUCUGUUUUAGCAUAUUACCAAAUCGCGUUGUUUUGUAUUUACUUGAAGCGUUUUAUUAUAAUUAUUUUAAAGAUGUGGUUUAUUUAUUUACUUAGCUGGGUGUCCUUAUUAAUACAGGUGUCCUUUGUUACCCUCGCUAUUGCUGCAGGUCUAUACUACUUGGCAGAGUUGAUAGAGGAGUACGCAGUUGCUACCAGUCGAAUAAUAAAAUACAUGAUAAUGAUCUCCACAGGUGUACUGGUAGGGCUGUACCUGUUUGAGGGCUUCCCCUUGCUCAUGAUUGGGGUUGGCCUUUUCACUAACCUGGUGUACUUUGGCCUGCUGCAAACAUUCCCUUACAUCAUGCUCAGCUCACCAAACUUCAUUCUGUCGUGUAUACUGGUGGUGAUAAAUCACUAUAUGGCCUUCCAGUAUUUUGCAGAAGAAUACUAUGCGUUUUCAGAGGUUCUAGCAUACUUCACAAUUUGCCUGUGGGUGAUACCAUUUGCUUUCUUUGUAUCCCUGUCUGCUGGGGAGAAUGUUCUUCCAUCCACAGUGCAGCAAGGAGACGAUGUGGUAUCUAACUACUUUACCAAAGGAAAGAGGGGCAAACGCUCUGGGAUCCUCCUGAUAUUCUCCUUCCUGAAAGAAGCUGUUUUGCCAAGUCGCCAGAAAAUGUACUGAUGCACUACAGCUAAAGGGUAGCGAACAGACGGAGAUCUCGGGAAGGGUGAGCGAUGGGUUAUGGGCACGGUUUCCGGAUUUCUUAGUCAACUGGAUUUGUGAGAAUGAAGGGAGAGGGGGAUGGUUAGGGAUGAAAGGUAAAAGAGAGAACCUGUGUGGAGUACCAUGUCUGGACGGAUGCACACAACCUGCCAUGGACAUACCUGCUCUUCGGCUGAACUGACAUAUCUGUCUCUCUGUCUGUCCAUCUGUUUUAAACGAACACAGCCAAUUAACGCUCCAUAAGUGAUCCUCAGACGUGGAAUGCCUUCAGGCUCUUGUUUCCUUGAGAGGCAUUAUGAAGGCUGAUUUGUGAAUGAAAUCACCGGGAGUGGCAAAUGUCAGUUUUGGUGUAGAACUUUUGUUUAAUUUGUGUCUGGAAUUUUGUCCAAAAUGCCUUUCAUUUUUAAAGGCUUGAAUAAUAGACAUGUGACGCAAUGUCUUUAGUUGGAUGUUUAAUGGUGUGAGCUUCUUUGCAUAAUUCGAUGACCGUUUUACUGUCACUAGUUGAUGCUGAUUCUGAUGUAAUUGUCAUACUACAGUCAUCAAGGCCUUUGGUCUUUGGUCAAGGCUUUUUAUUAUUUGUAAGCUGUAAAGAACAAAAUAUUUGCCUAAACAGUUCUGAAUUAAGACCAGUUGAGAUUAACUGCAAGAUGGAAUGGUGUUUAAAAGUUCUCAAGAGUGUCAACAGAUUCUUACAUCUAUUUUGGAGAAACAAAAAUGCUUAGUACAUAUAUGUGGAGUCUCAUUACAAUCUUCAUAAUGUUCAAAAGCAUUAACACUGCUUUUUUUAUUUUUUAUUUUUUUUUGUGAAUUUUACCACAAUGGUCUUUCUUCCGAUGUUUUUUCACACAUGCAGCCAAUAAAAUGCCAGUUAAAUUUGA
This is a messenger RNA of Tachysurus fulvidraco (yellow catfish), 1645 nucleotides long. It is a transcript of the gene tex261, whose product is annotated as testis expressed 261. Bases 132 to 722 code for a protein of 196 amino acids. Gene Ontology annotation, cellular component: endoplasmic reticulum membrane; COPII-coated ER to Golgi transport vesicle; Golgi membrane. The record is from RefSeq and is a predicted model, not a curated record. Gene Ontology annotation, molecular function: COPII receptor activity. Lineage: Eukaryota; Metazoa; Chordata; Actinopteri; Siluriformes; Bagridae. The transcript is spliced from 6 exons. Gene Ontology annotation, biological process: endoplasmic reticulum to Golgi vesicle-mediated transport.